AUGGCCGCUAUGUCUCGACACGACUUCUAUGCCACAGGACUCUGCUGGCAGCAACCUCCGUACGAAUUCACCGGAUCAUCCGUUAAUUCAUAUAUUAAAUAUUUAACGAAAACAACCGAUGGUCAAACUGUUGAUCUAGAAAUGGCAAUUUGGUAUAUGGUUCAGUUAGCCGCACUGGGUGGUAUAGCAUUCAUCGAUCCAUUGGUACUUGUCCCGUUUCUGUCUGUUCUAAGAUUGAUUUACUUUCCUGCUUUCGUUGCCGACGUCUACAGUUUCUACAAUGAUUUCCCAGAUGGGAUAUUUGACAAUGCGGAAUUUGUAUUCUUAUUCAACUCGGUCACUUCACUAGGCGUCCAAGAAUAUCGUAAAAACGUCGGAGAGGUGUUCCCGAAGUCCAGAUAUCCAUUUUAUUUUAAAUAUGUUGAAUGUGGACAUACAGUAGUUCUUCUGAUCGUCAUUGCUGUUCUUUUGGUUUCACAAAUUUAUGAGCUGGUAAUGUUAUUUACUGUCGAGUCUACGAUUAUAUCCGAACUGGUGCACAACAAAAAGACUUGGGAGUUGUCACAAGAGCUUAUCGCAGUAGUUAUAGCUGUCGCCCCCAUAAUUCUUCCAUUGGCCUUCUAUCUUCCGAGCUUUUUGAGCAAAAAGGUAAUUAUGAUACUAUUCUCAACAAUUUUUCUUCUCGGGCUUCGUUCAACAUGCCACAGCCUCAUCGACGAGAACAUCGCGGCCGAUAUGAAUAACAUGCGACUCGCAAAUUGGGUCAUUUCUGCCUGA
Angiostrongylus costaricensis is the source of this 777-nucleotide messenger RNA. Lineage: Eukaryota; Metazoa; Nematoda; Chromadorea; Rhabditida; Metastrongylidae. The record is from the annotation of a GenBank genome assembly.